GUGAAGUGCUAUUAAAAGACACAAAAUGAUUUUGAAUGAAGUUCCACCGAAGAAAAUUAGUAUAUUCAGUGCGCGCUAUCGAUGGCAGCUUAUUGCCACAAUGACGGUGCAUAUAAUGACGCUGACGCACGGCCUUGCGGUGGGCUGGCUGUCGCCAUCUUUGAGACUUCUGGGCUCCGAAAAUAGUCCCCUAGGACCACCUUUAACCAUUGUUCAGGCCUCUUGGGUUGGCUCUUUGAUCGGUCUGGGCUCUCUGUCGGGCAAUAUAAUCUUUGGACUGCUACUCGAUCGUAUAGGAAGGAAAAUGUGCAUGUAUAUUCUGGCAAUUCCCAAUAUGGUAUAUUGGAUCCUUAUCUAUACAGCCCAAGACGUAACCUAUUUAUAUGCGGGACGAUUUCUCGCUGGCAUGUCAGGCGGCGGUGUUUAUGUUGUCCUACCAAUAUUUAUUGCAGAAAUUGCCGACAAUGACGUUCGUGGUGCUUUAUCAUCCAUGGCCAUGAUGUACGUUAGCAUGGGAAUGAUGAUAGGUUUUGCACUAGCCUCCUAUCUCUCGUACUAUCUGAUGCCUUGCAUUAUCGUCGCCCUUCCUGUGAUAUUUAUGGUGUCAGUCAUUGGACUCCGCGAGACGCCCCAAUAUCUGCUGAGGCAUGGUCGUGAUGGGGAAGCUGAAAGAUCUUACUACUUCUACAAGAACCUCACGCCACCAGCCGCCACAAAUAUGGAGGUGGCACACCAUGAUGCUGCUGAAAUGGAAUUUGACACGUUCCGUAUCCAAGUUCUCAGUGGCGGCGUCACACAGAGCAUUACCUGGAGAGAUUUCUUCAAUGUGCCUACCAUAAAGAUAUUCGGCCUGAUCUUUGUGCUGAUCAUCUGUAAUCAGUUGUCGGGCAGCUUCGCCAUCUUCAACUACACAUCGCACAUCUUUGCGGAGCUGGGCAACAAAUUGGAUCCGAAUACCUGCACCAUUGUGGUGGGGGCUGCCCAACUGUUUGGCAUACUCUGUGCCGUUGUCCUGGUGGAUCGCCUGGGACGUCGUGUGCUGCUGCUCACUUCGAUGGCUGGCAUGGGUCUGGGAGAGCUGGCCAUUGCCCUGCUGAAGAUUUGCUGCACACCGGAGUUUCUGGAGGAGAAUGGCUGGCUGCCGCUGGUGGUGAUGUGCUUCGUGGCAGUCAUUGCAUCGGUGGGUGUUAUAGCCCUGAUCUUUAUCAUUAUCAUAGAGCUGUUGCCAGCAAAGAUCCGCUCCAUUGGCACCUCUUUGAGCAUGGCCACGUUCAGUGCCUUCAUCUUCAUCGCGCUGAAGAUCUAUCCCACCAUGAUCUACGAUGAGGGCCUGCCCGCCACCAUGUUCAUGUCGUCGGGCAUGUGCCUGUUUGGUUUCAUUGUCUUGGGACUCUAUCUGCCGGAGACCAAAGGCCGCUCCAUGACGCACUGAUGCCGAUUGUUGUCGUGUGAAAAUCAAUGAUGUCUCGACAUCAACCUCCGGCCACGCCAAAACUGUUUGCCUGCCUUUUGUUGCAAAGCCAUUACAUAAGAGACUCGACAAUUUGUGGCUGCUCAUCCUGAACUCUUGAACUUAAUUCAAUUUUGGAGUACUCGGUUUGAGUUGGUUUUGCUUUGAUUGUCUGCGGGAUCAUCUGGGUAUAUUUUGUAAAUAGAAAUUUAAUUUUGUUAGGGAGAAAGUCUAUCGGGUCUGUGAUCUUGUGAUUGAUAUGAGCUCAAAGUGAAAUACGUGAAAUAGGUCUAAGUAGGUUGUUAUUAUUAGUUGAUUCAA
This is a messenger RNA of Drosophila persimilis, 1771 nucleotides long. RefSeq names its product facilitated trehalose transporter Tret1. Bases 26 to 1432 code for a protein of 468 amino acids. Gene Ontology annotation, molecular function: sugar transmembrane transporter activity. Gene Ontology annotation, cellular component: membrane. The transcript is spliced from 7 exons. Gene Ontology annotation, biological process: transmembrane transport; carbohydrate transport. The record is from RefSeq and is a predicted model, not a curated record. Lineage: Eukaryota; Metazoa; Arthropoda; Insecta; Diptera; Drosophilidae.